CACGUUCAAUCUGAGCAUCGCCAACGUUCAAUAUGACUUCAUCAGAGAAACCUAUUGUUCUAUACUAUUAUGAACUCUCUCCUUACUCAAAAAAAGUGGUGUGGUAUCUUGCUCUUAAAGGACUCAAGUUCCAACAAUGCAUACAACCACGAAUAAUGCCCCGACCGGAUCUUAGUCGUCUGGGCGUUAAGUAUAGACGAAUUCCUGUUCUUACCAUUGGCAGAGACAUUUAUCUGGAUACCCGACACAUCAUCUCAAAGCUCAGCGAAUUGGAACCGGGAAAAAACGCUCGUCUCUCUGUUGCCACAACUCCCGAGCAGAAGGCACUGCAGCGUCUUUUACAAGCAUACAUGAUAGAUUCUGGCCUUUCGAGAUGUAUCGUGCAGUUGAUUUUACAAAAAACCAGAGGCAUGAUGGAUCCGGAGUUUAUCAAAGAUCGCACCGAAUUUAUGAGCGGUGCGUCGUUUUUUCCGCCAGAAGCCUUGGAGGCGAUGAGGCCAGAUACGAUACGAAGAGUGAAGGAUGGGUUUGAGUUUCUAGAACAAACACUGCUAUGUGAUGGGAGGGAGUGGCUGCUUGGGACAGCGGGGCCGACUAUUGGUGAUAUUGAGAUGGCUUGGCCGCUGCUGUGGCUGGAGAGGGUGCCUGGGGCGAGGCCUGAGGAGUGCAUUUCGGAAGCAAAGUUUCCAAAGGUGUUCGCUUGGAUGGAGAGAUUUAAGAGCACUGCGCAGAAGAGUUUAGAUGACUUGGGAGAACUGGCGACACUGAGUGGGGAAGAAGCCGCAAAGUUGAUACUGAGCUCAGACUAUCAUGAAGCGGAUGGACAUGUUGACGAAGCAGAUGUACUGGUUCAACACCAGAAACUGAAGAAGGGGCAACUCGUAAGGAUGUGGCCGACGGAUACUGGAUCGAAUCAUAAAGACUUGGGAGAGCUGGUGAGCGUUACUGAUAAGGAGGUGGUUAUUGAGGCCAAGGCAGAGGAUGGGGGACUGGUGAGGAUUCAUGCUCAGAGACAUGGGUUUGCUGUUGCGCCUUGCGAAGAAUAGUGCUGGAAGGAAUUGUGCCAUUGUUAAAAGUAUAUGACUAUCGCUACUCAGUCUAGGAAGAUAGAAACUAGUUAUUAUUAGAUAUACUAUUCCAU
This is a messenger RNA of Trichoderma asperellum CBS 433.97, 1141 nucleotides long. RefSeq lists its product as uncharacterized. The record is from RefSeq and is a predicted model, not a curated record. Lineage: Eukaryota; Fungi; Ascomycota; Sordariomycetes; Hypocreales; Hypocreaceae.